AUGUUAAUUGAGUCAGAGUACGUAAAAGUUCUCGCUGGGGCAGAACAACAAGUUAUCACUGCCCCAUCCGACCGCGAUCCCGGCCAACAGAUCCUUCGCUGCGCCAAGUGUUACGUUGCGAUUCGAAGUUUUUACCCAGAUCAUGGGCCUUUUCUAAGCUUCAUCCGUGUUGGGACAUUGGAUCAGCCUCGAGUGGUCACUCCAGAUAUUCAUCUGUUUGUUCGAUCGAAGUUGCCGUGGAUUUCGCUGCCGGAUGGCGUGUUGAAAAAAGAGGAGUUGUAUUGUAUCGAGGAGGUUUGGCUGGAGCAGAGUAUUAUGCGUCGCAAAGCGAUCUUGCCAAAGGUUGCUGCUUAUUAUCGUGAGAAGGGAAAGGAAUCAUUGGCAAAUGCAUGA
Messenger RNA from Aspergillus caelatus, 393 nucleotides. Its product is annotated as GFA family protein. Bases 1 to 393 code for a protein of 130 amino acids. Gene Ontology annotation, molecular function: carbon-sulfur lyase activity. The record is from RefSeq and is a predicted model, not a curated record. The transcript has a single exon. Lineage: Eukaryota; Fungi; Ascomycota; Eurotiomycetes; Eurotiales; Aspergillaceae.